CUUAACCCACAGGCCUACCCGAGUGUAACAAAGCGUAUGGUUUUAUUGUGAAUAGGAUAUCGACUAUUUAAACCGAAGAAUCCCAUCUACAGAUAGAGAACUAGGAGUUAAUGUAUUACUGAUAGUCUAUAUCUUUGGAAAUAUAUAAAAUGUAGAAAAAUGAUGAAAAGCAAACGACAAAAUAUAUUUUUAAUUUUCGUUUUAACGUAUUUUAUAUCUUCUACGAACGGAGGCAAAAUUUUUGACCGUGUAAAAAAUAUUAAUAACAAUUUGAUAAACAUUAAAGUGAAAAAAGAAUUUCGAGAAUUGCGGAUUGCAUUUAAAGGAAUACUUGUACUUGAAACUUCGGCUUUUCAGAAUUCGUCGUAUGAGUUAAAAUUUCGUCAGCUGACAAAUGGACGUGAUUUAAUUCAACUUAUUUUACAAAAUGGAUUUAUAAAAGAUUGUGAAUAUUCCAGAGAACCAAAACAAAUUCUGCAGUUUAUUGAGAAAUUUUCUGAAUCGGAUGAUAUUUUCAAGCCGGAAACAGUUGAGGAAGGAGAUGCUUUCAAUUUAUAUCACAGCGGCGAUAUCUCUAAUGGCACGUCUGCCAUCCACCAUUUUCAUCGCCGGAAAGAAUUAAAAGAUUUUAGGAGUUUCGUAAAAAUAAAAAAAGCUAUGAAACUAUGUAAUGAAUUUGUAAGAGAAACAUUGGAACAAAACGAUAAGUACAACAGUUUUCAGUACAUUCGGGUCAAAAAUGGAAUGCGUCGGGAUGGAAGAGCCGUGAAAGACGUACACGGGAUAACACAUAAUUUACCUCACGUAACAGAGGGAGGCAGACGAAACAUGGAUAAUCCAGUUACUGAACUCAACAGACGGAAGCGUUCUACAGUUAACCAAUUCUUAAUGUUUCCUGGAACAAAAUGGUGCGGACGUGGACAGACUGCUCUUCACUAUGAUGACAUUGGAGACGAUCGCGAGGCCGAUGUUUGCUGCAGGGACCAUGAUUGCUGUCCGGACCUGAUUCCUAGUUUUUCUACCAAAUAUAACUAUUUCAACUACCGUUUUCAUGCCAUACUUCAGUGUGAAUGCGAUGAAAAAUUCAGACGGUGUUUGAAGCAGUCGUAUUCUCCAAUGGCAAGUUUCAUUGGGCGUAUUUACUUCAACAUAAUGGGAUCCAAGUGUUUCAAUCUGAAGAAAGACGUUGUAUGUGUAGAAAGGUCUUGGUGGGGAUAUUGUUUGAAAUAUGACGAAGAACCAGUAGCUCAAAUCAAAUCUCAGGAAUCAUUUAACUGUUUCUAGACUUUGUUUGCAAAGUCAAUGUACGGAAAGUGGAUUUCAAGAAUGGUCCUUUACUGGUAUAGGCGAGACGAAACCGAUAACAUGAUAGUCGUGUUGUUUUAACUUUUUGGUGUACAGAUUAAGUCGUUGCGACGUCAAAACCGUUAAAAGGUUCGUAAAGAGCAUACACCAGCCAUUUGAAUGGUCGCAUACAUCAAUCAACCUUUUGUUUCGCAUUUUCCAUACAUUGUAAAUUGCUAAUUUUUACUGAUUCCAGAAAUCGGCCAGUACAUAGUUAAUAUUGCAUGUUUAAGUAUAUGUACUAAAUAACUUAAAACUACUUUAUUUAUUUAUAUGAAUUAAAUUUAAUAGACAUUAUUAAACUAGGACACAUGUUGCACUGAAUUUUCGUAUAUCUUAUAAUCGUCUGUUUUGUAUCAAAAUAAAUUUCGAUCAGUUUCAAUAUACCGUAUUUAUUAUGUUCAUUCUUAUUCAAAACCCAGUCAAGGGAAAGAGAUAGAUUUCAUAUGU
Mytilus californianus (California mussel) is the source of this 1794-nucleotide messenger RNA. RefSeq lists its product as uncharacterized. Gene Ontology annotation, biological process: phospholipid metabolic process; arachidonate secretion. Lineage: Eukaryota; Metazoa; Mollusca; Bivalvia; Mytilida; Mytilidae. The transcript has 2 exons. The record is from RefSeq and is a predicted model, not a curated record. Gene Ontology annotation, molecular function: A2-type glycerophospholipase activity. Bases 160 to 1284 code for a protein of 374 amino acids.